CUUGAAAGAGAGAUACAGAGGAGUAAAAAUCAACAGAACCUUCUGAAAAUUUUCUCGUAUAGAAGAAUUCCGAGCUUCAACUUGUCAAUGGCGGCGAAGCCCGAGAAGAAGAGAAAGUCAGCUCCGGGUUCGAAAUCGGAAGCGGGGAAAUCACACCCUAAAAAACCGAAAGUAAUUGGAAGCAAUAUUCUGAAUAAAGUUUCAAAAAAGCCAUUAAAAUCACCUGGAAAAGAACAUAUACAUCAUUCAGGAAAACCUAAGGUGCAGAAAGGCGACGUGGACGAUAAGAAACUGCGUCGUUUACAGGCAAAGGAACUAGCUGAAGCUAGGAAAAAGAAGAGGAAGAGACAUUACACACUGGAGCAGGAACUUACCUCACUUUGGGAGAAGAUGCGAGUUCGAGAUAUUAAAAAAGAAGAUAGAUCCAAGCAUGUGAGUGAAGCACUCGAGAAGAUGAAGGGGAAGAUCCGUGAAAUUGCAAGCUCCCAUGUUUCAUCUCGUGUUCUUCAGACUUGUGUCAAACAUUGUACGCAAGAUGAAAGAAAUGCUGUGUUUACGGAGCUCCGGCCCCAUUUUAUUUCCCUGGUCAGCAAUACUUAUGCGGUUCAUCUAGUCACAAAGAUGUUAGAUAAUGCAUCCAAAGAACAGCUAGCAGAAUUUAUCUCCUCUCUCCAUGGGCAUGUUGCUUCUCUUCUUCGACAAAUGGUUGGUUCACUUGUUAUUGAACAUGCUUAUAGUUUGGGGAGUGCAACACAGAAGCAAGCUCUUCUCAUGGAGCUAUAUUCGCCUGAACUUCAGUUAUUUAAAGAUUUGGUCACGAUGAAGGAGACCAGGUAUAUAAUUUAUUAUUCAUCAUGUGUUUCACUCGCUGUUCAGCCUAAGCUGGACAAUGCAGAAGAGGAGCAUAUUCUCGAGCAGUUCCAUUCAAGCAGGACUAUAAGAAAACUUGUUCUCGACUGUCCUGCUUUUGCUUCGACUCUGUGGGAAAAAGCUCUAAAAGGGAAAUGUGCGACCUGGGUCGAAGGACAUAGUUCCAAGAUCAUUAACGCAUAUUUGGAAACCUCGGAUUCCAAGAUAAAAGAGCUGGCAAAAGAAGAGUUGCAGCCCUUUGUAGACAGUGGUCUUCUCAGAUUACCAGUAACAGUUUCUACUCAGUCGAAUGAGUUCUUUUGGUUGCAUGAGUUUUGGGACGAUGGAAGUUUUAUACGCCUGUAUGGGAAGCAAGCCGUUUAUAGAUCCGAUAGAGUGGCAACCGCUAUAAGUCGGGAAUUACUGUUUUCUCGUUUUCCAUUGGGAGCAGCCAUUUUCCACCUUGAAUCUAUAGCAAUGUUGCUUCUGCUCAUUGAUGCGUGCCAUGAAAUGGCAGGAGAGUUACUGAGGUCUAAAUUUGGGAAAGAGAUCAUAUAUGAGGUUGCUGUUGGAGGUGCUGAUGGUAUCCUCCAUCCAAUUUUGGAUGAAAAGUUAUCCUUUUUGCAUGAAGCUAUAGUUUCACUCGCUGUUCAGCCUAAGCUGGACAAUGCAGAAGAGGAGCAUAUUCUCGAGCAGUUCCAUUCAAGCAGGACUAUAAGAAAACUUGUUCUCGACUGUCCUGCUUUUGCUUCGACUCUGUGGGAAAAAGCUCUAAAAGGGAAAUGUGCGACCUGGGUCGAAGGACAUAGUUCCAAGAUCAUUAACGCAUAUUUGGAAACCUCGGAUUCCAAGAUAAAAGAGCUGGCAAAAGAAGAGUUGCAGCCCUUUGUAGACAGUGGUCUUCUCAGAUUACCAGUAACAGGCGAUUCUGUCAAAAACGACUAAAAAACCAUGGAGGAUGAACACGAAAUUGUUUCUGGUAGAGCAUGAAUGUGAUAUAAAUGCCUGCUCACACGAAUGACUCGUCUGAUGAGAAUCAUUGACAGUUUCUACUCAGUCGAAUGAGUUCUUUUGGUUGCAUGAGUUUUGGGACGAUGGAAGUUUUAUACGCCUGUAUGGGAAGCAAGCCGUUUAUAGAUCCGGUUAGCACCUCAUAACAUUGGCAUGAUAAUAGAAGAGGACGCUCAAAGUUUAAAUGUCUUUUCUGUUUUAGAAGUUUUGGGAUCUCUUUUUAUGUUGUUACUAGUCUUUUAAGCUAAACUUAUCAUUUUCAAAGAAACAAGAAUAUCUUCUUCUUCUUCUAUAUUUUAUGAAUGUAAUACCCUACUAAUGUAGUUUCCGUUGUCGCCCAUUUUGUUA
Olea europaea var. sylvestris is the source of this 2208-nucleotide messenger RNA. Its product is annotated as pumilio homolog 24-like. The coding region runs from base 88 to 1794 and encodes 568 amino acids. The record is from RefSeq and is a predicted model, not a curated record. Gene Ontology annotation, cellular component: nucleolus. Gene Ontology annotation, biological process: regulation of translation. Gene Ontology annotation, molecular function: mRNA binding. NCBI's taxonomy places the organism in Eukaryota, Viridiplantae, Streptophyta, Magnoliopsida, Lamiales, Oleaceae. The transcript is spliced from 14 exons.